GCCCCAGACGGGGCAGCCCAGCAGGCCUCGUGGUCCUCGCCAGCAGAGCUCCGUGAAGGCUGGGGGUGGGGCAGCCAGGGUGCCCGCGGUUCCUUGGGCGGGUGGGGUGGGGGUGGCGGCGGCGUGUAGGGACAGUGAGAAGGGCGACAACUUCAUGAUGCCCUGCUCUUAACGCGGGCAGACCCCAGCUCCUUCCUUUGUCAUCUGCGGGCCAGAACGGUACCUUCAGGGCAGCAGAGACACCGUGCGCGCCAAGCCUUGACCUAGUGCCGGCUCCGUCCAUGGCUUGGCCUGCUCCCUGGCCCCCUGCACAGCCCCAGGACUGAGACCGUGAGUCGCAGAGGCCAGGCCAGAAGACGGCCGCGGCCAGGGAUUUGUAGCAUGCCGGCUGCCCAGGGCGAGGCUUAAUCAGGUGUCUGUGCUUGGCCACGUCCCCGCUGCCACCUCGGCUGCACCUCACCCAGGCGCUGGGACGUCAGGUGGCUGCCUGCCCCGAGCUGAGCCUGCACCUGUGAGACCGCCCUCCUCUCCCAACGCCAGGAUGGGUGACGUGGCCAACAGCUCCAUCGAGUUCCACCCCAAAGCCCAGCAGCAGCGGGAAGCCCCCCAUGCAGGCGGCUUUGGGUGCACGCUGGCUGAGCUGCGCUCCCUCAUGGAGCUCCGAGGGGCUGAGGCGCUGCAGAAAGUCCAGGAAGCCUACGGGGACGUGGGCGGGCUCUGCAGGAGGCUGAAGACCUCGCCCACCGAGGGCCUGGCUGACAACCCCAGUGACUUGGAGAAGCGCCGGCAGAUCUACGGGCAGAACUUCAUCCCGCCCAAGCAGCCCAAGACGUUCCUCCAGCUGGUGUGGGAGGCCCUGCAGGAUGUAACGCUCAUCAUCCUGGAGGUGGCCGCCAUCGUGUCCCUGGGCCUGUCGUUCUAUGCGCCACCGGGAGAGGAGAGCGAAGCGUGUGGAAACGUGUCUGCUGGGGCGGAAGACGAAGGGGAGGCCGAGGCGGGCUGGAUCGAGGGGGCCGCCAUCCUGCUGUCGGUCAUCUGCGUGGUGCUGGUCACGGCCUUCAACGACUGGAGCAAGGAGAAGCAGUUCCGGGGCCUGCAGAGCCGCAUCGAGCAGGAGCAGAAGUUCACCGUCAUCCGCAACGGGCAGCUGCUCCAGGUCCCCGUGGCCGCGCUGGUGGUAGGGGACAUCGCCCAGGUCAAAUACGGAGACCUGCUGCCUGCCGACGGCGUGCUUAUCCAGGGCAACGACCUCAAGAUCGACGAGAGCUCCCUGACGGGCGAGUCGGAUCACGUGCGCAAGUCGGCGGACAAAGACCCCAUGCUGCUGUCAGGCACCCAUGUCAUGGAAGGUUCUGGAAGAAUGGUGGUGACAGCUGUUGGUGUGAACUCCCAGACGGGCAUCAUCUUUACCUUGCUCGGAGCUGGCGGAGAGGAGGAAGAGAAGAAAGAUAAGAAAGGCAAGCAGCAGGAUGGGGCCAUGGAGAGUAGCCAGACCAAAGCUAAGAAGCAGGAUGGGGCGGUCGCCAUGGAAAUGCAGCCCCUGAAGAGUGCGGAGGGCGGGGAGAUGGAGGAGCGGGAGAAGAAGAAAGCCAACGUUCCCAAGAAGGAGAAGUCGGUCCUCCAGGGCAAGCUCACCAAACUGGCCGUGCAGAUCGGGAAAGCAGGGCUGCUGAUGUCCGCCGUCACUGUCAUCAUCCUGGUCGUGUACUUUGUCAUCGAGACCUUCGUGGUAGACGGCCGGGCGUGGCUGGCCGAGUGCACGCCCGUCUACGUGCAGUACUUCGUCAAGUUCUUCAUCAUCGGUGUCACGGUGCUGGUCGUGGCUGUCCCAGAGGGCCUGCCUCUUGCCGUCACCAUCUCCUUAGCGUACUCUGUCAAGAAAAUGAUGAAGGACAACAACCUGGUCCGCCACCUGGACGCCUGCGAGACCAUGGGCAAUGCCACGGCCAUCUGCUCGGACAAGACGGGCACGCUCACCACCAACCGGAUGACCGUGGUCCAGUCCUACCUCGGGGACACCCACUACAAAGAGAUUCCGGCCCCCAGCGCCCUGACCCCCAAGAUCCUCGACCUCCUGGUCCAUGCCAUCUCCAUCAACAGUGCCUACACCACCAAAAUACUACCUCCAGAGAAGGAAGGCGCCCUCCCGCGCCAGGUGGGCAACAAGACGGAGUGCGCUCUGCUGGGCUUCAUCCUGGACCUGAAGCAGGACUUCCAGCCUGUGCGGGAGCAGAUCCCCGAGGACAAGCUUCACAAGGUGUACACCUUCAACUCGGUGCGCAAGUCCAUGAGCACGGUCAUCCGCACGCCUGACGGCGGCUUCCGCCUCUUCAGCAAGGGCGCCUCGGAGAUCCUGCUGAAGAAGUGCACCCACAUCUUAAACAGCAACGGGGAACUGCGCGGCUUUCGGCCCCGAGACCGGGACGACAUGGUGAAGAAGGUCAUUGAGCCGAUGGCCUGCGACGGCCUCCGCACCAUCUGCAUCGCCUUCCGGGACUUCGCCGCCAUGCAGGAGCCUGACUGGGACAACGAGAACGAGGUCGUGGGCGACCUCACCUGCAUAGCUGUCGUGGGCAUCGAGGACCCUGUGCGGCCCGAGGUCCCCGAAGCUAUCCGCAAGUGCCAGCGUGCUGGCAUUACGGUCCGCAUGGUGACCGGCGACAACAUCAACACAGCCCGGGCCAUCGCGGCCAAGUGCGGCAUCAUCCAGCCCGGAGAGGACUUCCUCUGCCUGGAAGGCAAGGAGUUCAACCGGCGGAUCCGCAACGAGAAAGGCGAGAUAGAGCAGGAGCGUCUGGACAAGGUGUGGCCCAAGCUGAGGGUCCUCGCCCGCUCGUCUCCGACCGACAAACACACUCUGGUGAAAGGAAUCAUCGACAGCACAAGUGGCGAGCAGCGGCAGGUGGUGGCCGUGACUGGCGACGGCACCAACGACGGGCCAGCCCUCAAGAAGGCGGAUGUGGGCUUCGCCAUGGGCAUCGCGGGAACCGACGUGGCCAAGGAGGCCUCGGACAUCAUUCUGACGGACGACAACUUCACCAGCAUCGUCAAGGCCGUCAUGUGGGGCCGCAACGUCUACGACAGCAUCUCCAAGUUCCUGCAGUUCCAGCUGACGGUCAACGUGGUGGCCGUGAUCGUGGCCUUCACGGGCGCCUGCAUUACUCAGGACUCUCCUCUCAAGGCCGUGCAGAUGUUGUGGGUGAACUUGAUCAUGGACACCUUCGCCUCCCUGGCCCUGGCUACGGAGCCACCCACCGAGUCGCUGCUGCUGCGGAAGCCGUACGGCCGGGACAAGCCCCUGAUCUCACGCACCAUGAUGAAGAACAUCCUGGGCCACGCCGUCUACCAGCUCACCAUCAUCUUCACCCUGCUCUUUGUCGGGGACCUUUUCUUCGACAUCGACAGCGGGAGGAACGCGCCCCUGCACGCGCCGCCGUCCGAGCACUACACCAUCAUCUUCAACACCUUCGUCAUGAUGCAGCUCUUCAACGAGAUCAACGCGCGCAAGAUCCACGGCGAGCGCAACGUCUUCCACGGCAUCUUCAGCAACCCCAUCUUCUGCACCAUCGUGCUGGGCACCUUCGCCAUCCAGAUCGUCAUCGUCCAGUUCGGCGGAAAGCCCUUCAGCUGCUCCCCCCUUUCGACGGAGCAGUGGCUCUGGUGCCUGUUUGUUGGCGUUGGGGAGCUGGUGUGGGGACAGGUCAUCGCCACCAUCCCCACCAGCCAGCUCAAGUGCCUGAAGGAAGCAGGACACGGGCCCGGGAAGGACGAGAUGACCGACGAGGAGCUGGCUGAGGGCGAGGAGGAGAUCGACCACGCUGAGCGGGAACUCCGCAGAGGCCAGAUCCUCUGGUUCCGGGGCCUCAACCGGAUCCAGACGCAGAUCCGGGUGGUGAAAGCCUUCCGUAGCUCCCUCUACGAAGGCCUGGAGAAACCGGAAUCCAAGACCUCCAUCCAUAACUUCAUGGCAACGCCCGAGUUUCUGAUCAACGACUAUACCCACAACAUCCCGCUCAUCGACGACACGGACGUGGACGAGAACGAGGAGCGCCUGCGGGCCCCCCCGCCCCCCCCCAACCAGAACAACAACGCCAUCGACAGCGGCAUCUACCUGACCAUGCACGGCACCAAGUCAGCUACCUCGUCGGUGUUCUCCUCCAGACCCGGGAGCCCGCUCCACAGCGUGGAGACGUCCCUCUAAGCAGAACUGCUCUCGGCACGCGCACCCCGCACACACGCGCACCCGGGCGGACGCGCCGGCCCGCGAGGAGGGCCGCCAGGCGGCUGGAGAGGCUCGUGGGCACUUGCAGGAAGCCACUGCAUUGGAGGCUUCUUAGCCAGCAGCAGGAGGAGGAGGAGGAGGGAGAGACCAGAGUUGCGUUCCCCCCUUUUUCUAUCGAAGCCUUUUCUAAUGGACACUGUAAUCCCGCCAGAUGUUCACCGUGGGGCUGCGCAGUGGGGCUGGGGGCUGCUUUCAGUUUAGUGGGGGUUUCGUGGCACCUGCUGCAGAGCAGCGGGAUCAAGGGAUUCACACGAAGAGACAAAAGGCCAGCACCUCUCAGCAGCACCCAAGAGCCCGCCGGCGAGCGGGACUGCACCGCCCCCCCCCGUCCCCCCCGCAGAACACCUGCAGUCGGUCUGUGUGCGCGCGUGCGCAGCCACAUGUGUGCACCCAGAGACGUGGCCGUGCGUAUAGGACCAGAUGCAUAUCUCAAGAAUAAGGAACUACUUCUCGGCAUGAUAUUUCCAUUCCUCCUAUCGGGUGUUUUCAUUUUGAAAUUUCAUUAUUUAUUGUGGCAGGGUGUUUUGUUGAUUUUUUCACGGAACUAGACUGAGAGAAUAGCCUUCUGGUUGCUCGGGACCCCCCGCCCCCCGCCGCUGCUCCCUCUCCCCCACUCCCCUCCAUCCUCCCAGCAGAGUUUCUGGUGGAGGGGAACGCGGGGGAGGGACGUGCGAGGCUGGAGCAGUUACAGUCGGAACAUUGGAACAUUUGCACGUUGAGACCUCUGCCUAUAGAGGAAAAAAAAAAACAACCCUUGAUGGAAUUUUUAUUUAAAAGGAAAAUACCAAAGUCUUGAUGAGAAUGAUCCCCUCCAGCAGGUGGAAGGCGGAGUUUUGCUUUCAGUUUCCUUUGGUUCCGGCUCUAAUUCCAAGUCUUAUGUUCUGGCCAGUGGGCUUCCUUGGUGGCCAUGGAUUUGUGUCUGCCGCCACCGACAGAGACCUUGGGGAAGCAGAUGCAGAAAGCAAAGCCCCUGGGAGCGACGGUACCUCGUCUCCGUUGCUCUAGCGGCAGGGGCGGAAGGCUGAGGAGGUCAGCUCUGCCACGUGAGCUGAGCACCUGGUCUGCAGGUGGGGAGAGCUGGGCCUGGGCUCCCCAGAUGCCUCCUUCGGGAGCCUCUCCUUACAGAGUGGGCAUCCAGCGUGCCAAGCCUCAGCCGUCCUCGAAUGCAUGGUAGCCAGGGAGGGAAAUGCAGAAAAAGCAGAAGUCCUUUUGCCUUCUGAAUACUCCUGUCCCACGUUUUGCAAGGAGGAGGUUGGGGUCCACCAUGCCUGUCGCCUGUCGCUGGGGUGCUGGGGUCCAGGGCUGAGCUGCUGGGGGACAGCUGGGAGCCGAGGGAAAGCACAGGUGCUGAGGCGCAUGCUCAGCAGCUGCGCAGCAGCUGCACUGGUGGCCAGGCUGGUUCGCCCCUCCCGUCCCGACCUGCAGCCACGGGUGGCGGGCUUGCCUCCCCUCCACCGGAGCCUCCACGAGUCCAGGCGGCAUCCAGAGCGAACACUCGGUCCCCACUGUUAGCAAUCACGCCAUGUGUCGCCCCUGAGCAGGAGUCGUCCAACCUCGGGCAAAGGCCUUUCAGUUAGAACAGCAAAUCCCACUUCAAAUGCCAGCUACAGAUAACUUAAAGCCAUCCCUUUUUUCCAAAGGGCACGUCGAGAAUGUUACCCAUUUGUAAAUUGUUCCCUAAUGUCCUUGUUUAAACAACAACAAACAGGGCAACUCAAUUCGUCGAGGGUCUGUGAGGUCUUAAGCAAGACCUCAGAUCGGAGAUGUUGGAAUCGAAGAAGAUAAGCCGCAUAACGCUGCGCUCACGGGCUUCUUUCCAUCUUCUGUUGUAGACACAUUGGUAGAACAAGGGGUCGACAUAUAUUACAAAGCCUCACUGCUGCUGUACCAAGUCGCUCCUGUACACGGCGGCUGUCUAGUCCCUAGGUUGCCUUUCCACGGGCUGUGGUCGUUUGUGUGCCGUCUUCAGGCCGGUGGGGGGGGGUCCUGGCUCCUCAGGAAGCCCCCCUCUCUCUAAAGCACUCUCUUCUACGGAAUGGCUUGGUCAACUGUGUUCAGUUAUUAAAUCUGUUUUACAUUUUUAUCUGCCUGUUAUAAAGAUGAACAAGAGUAUCUUAAUGAGGAAGACCACAGAUGCAUAUGCUAAUUUAAAGUCUGUAGUUGAAUUUCCUAAUUUAAAGAAUAGACCAAAAUUUCUGUGUAUUAAAAAAAAAAAAAAAAAAAAAAAACGAAAGGCUCC
This is a messenger RNA of Sus scrofa (pig), 6521 nucleotides long. NCBI's taxonomy places the organism in Eukaryota, Metazoa, Chordata, Mammalia, Artiodactyla, Suidae. The record is from RefSeq and is a predicted model, not a curated record.